AUGCUGUUUAAUUUGAGGAUCCUGUUGAACAAGGCAGCUCUUCGAAACGGUCACAGUUUCGCGGUUCGAAAUUAUCGAUGUGGACAACCACUACAAAAUAAAGUACAGCUAAAGGGUCGUGACCUCCUCACUCUAAAGAACUUUACAGGAGAAGAAAUUAAGUAUAUGCUAUGGCUAUCAGCAGAUCUGAAAUUCAGGAUAAAACAGAAAGGAGAGUAUUUGCCUUUACUGCAAGGAAAGUCCUUAGGCAUGAUUUUUGAAAAAAGGAGUACUCGAACAAGAUUGUCCACAGAAACAGGCUUUGCACUUCUGGGAGGACACCCUUGUUUUCUUACCACACAAGAUAUUCAUUUGGGUGUGAAUGAAAGUCUCAUGGACACAGCACGUGUGUUGUCUAGCAUGACAGAUGCAGUGUUGGCGCGAGUGUAUAAACAAUCAGAUCUGGACAUCCUGGCUAAAGAAGCAUCCAUCCCAAUCAUCAAUGGGCUGUCAGAUUUGUACCAUCCUAUCCAGAUCCUGGCUGAUUACCUCACUCUCCAGGAACACUACGGCUCUCUGAAAGGCCUUACCCUCAGCUGGAUUGGGGAUGGGAAUAACAUCCUGCACUCCAUCAUGAUGAGUGCAGCGAAAUUCGGGAUGCACCUUCAGGUGGCUACUCCAAAGGGUUAUGAGCCUGAUCCCAGCAUAACCAAGUUGGCAGAGCAGUAUGCCAAGGAGAACGGUACCAAGCUGUCACUGAUGAAUGAUCCAUUGGAAGCGGCUCGUGGAGGCAAUGCAUUAAUUACAGACACUUGGAUAAGUAUGGGGCAAGAAGAGGAGAAGAAAAAGCGGCUCCAGGCUUUCCAGGGUUACCAGGUUACAAUGAAGACGGCUAAAGUUGCUGCUUCUGACUGGACAUUUUUACACUGCUUGCCCAGAAAGCCAGAAGAAGUGGACGAUGAAGUGUUUUAUUCUCCACGAUCACUUGUAUUCCCAGAGGCCGAAAACAGAAAGUGGACAAUCAUGGCUGUCAUGGUGUCCCUGCUGACAGAUUACUCGCCUCAGCUCCAGAAGCCAAAGUUUUAA
Messenger RNA from Eubalaena glacialis (North Atlantic right whale), 1065 nucleotides. It is a transcript of the gene OTC, whose product is annotated as ornithine transcarbamylase. The transcript is spliced from 10 exons. Gene Ontology annotation, molecular function: ornithine carbamoyltransferase activity; amino acid binding. Lineage: Eukaryota; Metazoa; Chordata; Mammalia; Artiodactyla; Balaenidae. The record is from RefSeq and is a predicted model, not a curated record. The coding region runs from base 1 to 1065 and encodes 354 amino acids. Gene Ontology annotation, biological process: L-citrulline biosynthetic process. Gene Ontology annotation, cellular component: mitochondrion.